Molecule: messenger RNA, 686 nt
Organism: Vitis vinifera (wine grape)
Lineage: Eukaryota; Viridiplantae; Streptophyta; Magnoliopsida; Vitales; Vitaceae
Gene: PR1
Product: pathogenesis-related protein
Exons: 1
Coding region: 37-519 (160 amino acids)
Cellular component (GO): extracellular region
Source: RefSeq, marked validated
AUCAAUAGCCUCACUUCUCAUCAAAGAAACCAAAAAAUGGGGUUGUGUAGGAGUCCAUUAGCACUCCUUUGUUUCAUGGGGUUAGCCCUAGCUCACAUCUGCUGUGCCCAGAACUCUCCACAAGACUACCUCAAUGCUCACAACACCGCGCGCGCACAAGUUGGUGUUGGGCCUAUGUCAUGGGACAACACUGUGGCUGCCUACGCCCAGAAUUAUGCUAACCAGAGGAUUGGCGAUUGCAAUCUAGUGCAUUCAGGUGGGCCUUACGGUGAGAACCUUGCCUGGGGCAGCCCUUCAUUGACAGGCACCGAUGCGGUGAACUUGUGGGUGGGGGAGAAGUCUAAUUAUGACUACAACUCCAACUCAUGUGUUGGUGGGCAAUGUGGGCACUAUACUCAAGUUGUUUGGAGCAAAUCAGUGCGUCUUGGGUGCGCUAGGGUUCAAUGCAACAAUGGAGGGUGGUUCGUCACAUGCAACUACGAUCCACGGGGCAACUAUAUCGGACAACGUCCUUAUUAAACAUCAUGGAACUACUUCUAACCAAGUAUGGGUACUGUUAGAGCAUGGUGAUGUAUAAUAAACUGAUCAGUAUUAUUGGUCAGAACAAUAUGGUGUGUUGCUUUAUUUUCCUUUUGUCAUGAGACAUCCUUGAUUUCCAAGUCUAAUAAAUGUGUACCUUUUUCAAA